UUGUCAAUAUGAAUAGACAGACAUGUCCUUGCAAGCAUUCUCAACCGGGACGUUUCUCGCCAAAUCGCCAAGUUCAUCAACCACGAGUACACCAUCGAGCAUCACACCCGAAUCACACAUCACGGUCACGCCAAUAUGUCGCCCAGUAUCCACAAGUCCGUCUACCUAUUCGGUUACCCGAUCGCCCACUCGGCAGCUCCGACGCUACACAACAUGUGUUUCCAAAGCAUCGGGAGUCCUUGCGAGUACGAGAGGUGGUCUACGACCAAGGUCGAUCAGAAGGUCAUCGACGAGCUUAGGAGUCAUACUUCGGGAGGAGCUGCCGUCACCAUGCCCUUGAAGGCCGAGAUUCUCAAACACCUGGACGAGAUCUCUCCCGAAUCCUAUGCUACUGGAGCGUGCAAUACUGUCGUCCGAGUCCCACGGGAAGACGGUAGCAUCAAGCUGGUCGGCACGAACACCGACUUUUUAGGUGUGAGGAACUCUCUCGUCUCGGCCCUUCAAGCCCAGUUCCCAGAAACCCCGUUCGACAUCUCCCAAACCUACCCGGCCGGCCAAGCAUCCGGUAUGGUCAUCGGCGGUGGGGCCACCACCCGAUCAGCCGUCCACGCCCUCUAUACGUUAGGGAUGAAUCCCAUCUUCCUCGCCAACAGGGACGCUGAAGAGGUCAGGGUGACGAUAGAAGAGUUUGCCUCUAAACGGAAGGGCGGGAAGGGGGUCGAGUUGAUCCAUCUGACGAGCGUGGAUGAGGUGGAGAGGUAUUUGGGCCAAGAUGCUGAGGAUCGGAAACCUGGUGUAGCCAUGAUCGUAGGAGCUAUUCCUGCAAUCGCACCAAAGACAUUAGAAGAACGCAUGGUAUACACCAUCGCCACCCACAUCUUCACCAUGCCUUUCCAAGCCGGACCCACCGACUCGACAUCAUCCCCUAACCCGCUGCCUCUCCCCUCCACACGCCUGUUCCUCGACAUGGCUUACAAACCCCGUCUCACCCCUUUGCUCAAGAUCGGUUCGGCUCUAGGGUGGCAGACGAUCGGAGGGAUCCAAGCGAUGAUCGAACAAGGGCUCGCUCAACAACGGAUGUGGAAGGUCGGUAGUGCGAGUUUGGAGGUGGCUUGCGACAAGACGCUCUUGGGGGAUGACACGGAAAGAAAGGCGAGGGAGUUGGUAGAGAACAUGAAGGAUAUCACGGUGACCGAGUUGGAAGUCGAUAGGGCCUUGACGUAGGAUGUGAUGCCUCUUGGGUUACCGUCUACAGUCGUUUCUAUGUAUCUAUAAGGUUUCGUUCUGAUUUUCUAUGUACAAGGGAUAUUUCUCGGCUUCUGUGAUACUCUGGAACAUCGUAUAAAUGCAGGGGCCUUGUCUACCUCACAUCCCUGUUCUCGUCCCAGGUUAUCGCGCGAGGCGACGAGAUGUCCGAGCACAACAUAGCUUGCC
Filobasidium floriforme is the source of this 1434-nucleotide messenger RNA. RefSeq lists its product as uncharacterized. The coding region runs from base 136 to 1224 and encodes 362 amino acids. Gene Ontology annotation, molecular function: shikimate 3-dehydrogenase (NADP+) activity. The record is from RefSeq and is a predicted model, not a curated record. The transcript has 4 exons. Lineage: Eukaryota; Fungi; Basidiomycota; Tremellomycetes; Filobasidiales; Filobasidiaceae. Gene Ontology annotation, biological process: chorismate biosynthetic process; shikimate metabolic process.